This is a messenger RNA of Sitophilus oryzae (rice weevil), 1847 nucleotides long. Its product is annotated as fatty acyl-CoA reductase wat-like. Gene Ontology annotation, biological process: long-chain fatty-acyl-CoA metabolic process. NCBI's taxonomy places the organism in Eukaryota, Metazoa, Arthropoda, Insecta, Coleoptera, Curculionidae. The coding region runs from base 141 to 1649 and encodes 502 amino acids. The transcript is spliced from 10 exons. Gene Ontology annotation, cellular component: peroxisome. Gene Ontology annotation, molecular function: alcohol-forming very long-chain fatty acyl-CoA reductase (NADP+) activity. The record is from RefSeq and is a predicted model, not a curated record.
UACAGUUUCUUAUUCUUGUAGUCGUGGUCAAAGACAGACGAGUAGGAUUCGAAAUAUAGUAGAAACAUUUUCGGGGUGUUUUUUUGUGAGAUAAACUCUAUAUUAUUGUGAAAAAAUAUUUUUGUUAAGUCAAAGAAAACAUGGAGGAGUCGGUAAUACAGGAGUUCUACAAAGGUACGAGAGUUUUCCUCACUGGAGGAACGGGUUUUAUGGGAAAAGCCCUCAUCGAGAAGCUGCUUAGGGACACAGAAGUAGAGACAAUCUACGUCCUAGUAAGGGAGAAAAAAGGGAAAACUGCCGAAAGAAGAAUAGAUGAGCUAUUUGAUGAUGUCGUUUUCGAUAGGUUGAAAUCCCAUAAACCAAAAUACCGAAAUAGAGUGGAACCCAUAGCCGGAGAUUGUUCAAUUGCUGGCCUGGGAUUAUCGAUUACAGACAGACAGAAACUUAUAUCCACCAUAAAUAUAGUCUUACACGUUGCGGCCACUGUAAACUUCAAUGAACACAUUAAACUUGCCUAUAGUAUUAAUGUUAAUGCCACUAAAGAUAUCCUGGAUCUAGCUAAAGAAAUGACAAAUUUAAAGUCAAUUGUCCAUGUGUCAACUGCAUAUUCCAAUUGUAAUAGGAAUAAAAUCGAGGAAAAAAUAUAUGACAUACCUGUCAAUUUUUCUGACGUCGAAACAGUCCUGGAUAAAAUGUCAAAGCAGGAAUCGGAGUUGUGUACACAAAAGCUUCUCGGAGAAUGGCCCAACACAUACACAUUCACGAAAGCGUUGGCAGAGUCUGUGAUAAAAGCCAGAGGGAAUGGAUUACCAAUAGGAAUCUUCAGGCCAAGCAUCAUCAUUUCUACAUACAAAGAGCCUAUGCCGGGAUGGAUUGACAACUUGUACGGACCCACUGGUAUGGCUGUUGGGACGCUUUCUGGUAUCAUCAGAGUCGGAAUUUGCGAUGGUAAAAAAAUUGCUGAUUUAAUUCCGAUUGACACUUGCGUGGCUGCGAUUGUUGCUGUUGGAUGGGAAGUUGCUCAAAGGAUAGAUAGGAAAGUGGAAACCAUUCCUGUAUUUAAUUAUGUGUCGUCUCAAGAAAAUCCGCUAAGAUGGGAAGAAUUUUUAAACAUUAAUUACGAGAACUGCUUGUCCUGUACGCCAGAAAGAAUGUUGUGGUACCCUAAUCUGACGAUCACAACAAAUCGGUACAAAUACCAAUUUUUAAAACUGUUUUCUCACACUUUGCCGGCGUUAGUUAUGGAUUUAGGAUGCUUAAUUAUUGGAGGAAAACCCAGGUUGUUGAAGAUUUACGGAAAAGUCCACAAAUUUACGGAAAUUUUGGAAUUCUUUUCGACGAGGGAAUGGAUAUUCACCAAUAAAAAUGUACAGGGUACGUGGAGAAAACUGAACAAAAGAGACCAGGAACUAUUUCCAUUCAGUAUGAGCACUGUGCAUUGGUUAAGUUACUUUAGAACCUACCCCAUUGGUGUACGAAGAUAUAUGUUGAAAGAACCUGAUUCAACUUUGGAACAAUGCAAUCAGAGAUUAAAAAGAUACGAAUUUAUGCACAGAGCCUUGAAGGCAUUCCUCAUCGUAUUAGUGGCAAAUUUUGGAUCCUCAUUCGUAUUCUCCUUAUUAAGAAAUUUAUUAAAAUUAUUUAAAUAAGAAUAAAACCUACUUUUGCCUAAAAGAUAAACUUAAUUUCUAUUACAAAUAAGUGAUUUAACAUAUUAGUAUUAGAGCUUGUAAAUAGUGAUUGUAAAUACAUUUUUACUUAAUAGAGUCGAUUAUUCUUAUUAAAUUCGAUAGACUGUCCAAAUAUUGUAGGAUUAAAAGUAUAUGGUAAUAUAAAAAUUAAUAAAA